Molecule: messenger RNA, 819 nt
Organism: Trichogramma pretiosum
Lineage: Eukaryota; Metazoa; Arthropoda; Insecta; Hymenoptera; Trichogrammatidae
Product: serine protease SP24D-like
Exons: 4
Coding region: 1-819 (272 amino acids)
Biological process (GO): proteolysis
Molecular function (GO): serine-type endopeptidase activity
Source: RefSeq, a predicted model, not a curated record
AUGUAUAAAGUUUUAAAGUUGUUUCUCAUAAUUGCUCCCUUACUGAUUGCAGCUCGAAAGUACAAAAUAGCCAACAAAGGCGAAUACGUAUCGUCGAUCGAAGAAUUUCCUUACCACGUAGCGAUCAUCGUCGAUGAACAUUAUCAAUGUGGUGGUGCUUUGAUUUCUGAUCAACACGUUCUCACUGCUGCGCAUUGCGUCCAAGACGUCGUCAAAGAUCCUAACAGCUAUGUGGAGAUUCGAGCUGGCUCGACAAAUUGGAAAAGCGGAUAUACGAAGUUCGACGUUCGCAGAGUAGCCCACUCUCCGGACUACAGGAAAGACAGUGUAGUAGGCGAUGUUGCAAUUAUUCAACUUAAAGAACCUGUGACUUUUACUGAGAAAAUAAAGCCAAUCGGUUUACCUAAUUUGAAUGCCGACGUACCUACGGGAACCUUCGUUUGGAUCGCCGGAUGGGGAUCGAACAUUACCUCUCCAUUAGUGACAGAUGAGCUGCGAGUAACCCUCACAAACACUGUGUCUUAUGAGUUUUGCGAGGAGAAAUGGAACGCCACAGUAUCUAGACAUAAAAUUUGCACCUACCGACCGGAUUUCCAUGGCACUUGUCCGGGAGACAGCGGCAGCCCAAUGGCCGAUUUAGACAGAAAAGUAGUCUUAGGCAUAGUGUCUGCAGUAGCUAAUCCCUGUGCCAGCGGUGUUCCAGAGUCACACACCAAAGUAUCCGACUAUCUGAUGUUCAUUCUCUACGAGAUGGGUUAUGCAGUGGACCGUUAUCCCGAUUACGUACAUGAAGGAUACCCUGGCGUGAAUUACCAAUAA